This is a messenger RNA of Zingiber officinale, 403 nucleotides long. RefSeq lists its product as uncharacterized. Lineage: Eukaryota; Viridiplantae; Streptophyta; Magnoliopsida; Zingiberales; Zingiberaceae. The record is from RefSeq and is a predicted model, not a curated record. Bases 6 to 350 code for a protein of 114 amino acids. The transcript is spliced from 3 exons.
GGUACAUGGACGGCAAGGAGCUCAAGCUCUAUCGAAUCUUCCAGGCCAUCGAUGUCGAGCAUAAUUGCCCGAGGAACUCUGGGAUGCCCUCAUCGAGGCAGAGGUUGAUUUGGCUAUGGAAACAGAUAUGGAUCGCGAUAAGGGCCCUCAGAAGAUGUCAAAUGGUGCACCAUUGGAGAAGGAAACUGAUGACACACUCAUGGAGAAGGAAACUGACAGAUUCAAGCAUGGGCGAAAAGAAGGGUGUCGACAUGGAGGAGGGAUCACUAGAGAUUGGCAUGGGUAUGGAGAUAUCAUCAUAUGCCUGCUUACAUUUUCUUUUGUAUAGUCUGAUCUAUGCUGACCAAUAAACUAUAAAGAAAUUUGAUGGGGUAUUUUUCAGUUGAUUAGUUUUUGUGUAGGU